Messenger RNA from Anopheles moucheti, 5883 nucleotides. RefSeq names its product WD repeat-containing protein 7 (gene Rbcn-3B). Gene Ontology annotation, cellular component: cytoplasm. The transcript has 14 exons. The record is from RefSeq and is a predicted model, not a curated record. Gene Ontology annotation, molecular function: protein binding. The coding region runs from base 18 to 4439 and encodes 1473 amino acids. Lineage: Eukaryota; Metazoa; Arthropoda; Insecta; Diptera; Culicidae.
AAAGGCAACAAGCCAACAUGCUAAAUACCAAUCUCGUUGUGCCCGUGGUACUUUGGGGGCCGAACACACCAACACACUGCGUGUCGAGUGUGUUUCUGUCACGGGACCAGAAAAUCCUUGCGACUGGUUGCUACGAUGGGCAAAUUUGUUUAUGGCAAGUGGACCCGGAGACGCUCCAAAUGACCCCACGAUGUCUUUUGGUAGGCCAUACGGCACCGGUUCUGUGCCUCACGAGAGCGUCCAUUAUUCAGGACAACAACUUCCUGGUUAGCUCGUCAGAAAACGGAGAGAUGUGCACGUGGGAUUUGGUGGACGGAAAGUGCACGGAAAGCAUCAAGAUGCCACAGGUGCACACCAACAUUCAGGCGUACCACAUGGCCAACUGUGAUGAUAUUCGGCUCUUUUGCAAUGGCUACUACGCGGAAAUCAUGGUAAUGGAUCCGUUCAGUCUGGAGGUACUAUUUUGUUUGAGUUCUAAGGUGAAUCCGGAUUGGAUUUCUGCUCUGCACGUGCUACGACCUUCCAAGCGGAAGGACGACGUUGUGUUGGCAAUUACCACCACCGGUACAGUGAAGGUGUGGACACUGCUCGGCAACGAAAACAAGUACUCGGAACCAAUUUACGAGAAUGAAUCCAAGCAGAUACGCUGCCUGAAUGCGAUAACAAUGAACUGCUGCUCGCAGAACCAGCGCACGGUGUUGAUUGUGUGUGCGAAGUAUUGGCAGAUAUACGACGCUGGAGAUUUUACCGUACUGUGCAGUGUGAUUUCACCGUCGGGCGAACGGUGGAUGGGUGGUGAUUUCCUGUCAAACGAUCGUGUCAUUCUGUGGUCGGAUGAAGGUAAAGGAUAUUUGUUCCGUCUGCCAGCGAACAGUAUCCCUGACAAUAAAGAUUUCCACGGUCCGUCCGUUGGUAAGGAUUCACCCUUUCUGUACUGCAUUUUGUCGCAAACGGGCGAAAAACCACUGUCCUGUCCUCCGACCAUGAAGCUAGUCACGUCGAAUCGGAGUGGCAAAACGCAAAAGUAUCUGCUGCGCGGUGAUUCGGAAGGAUACGUUAAUAUCUGGGCUGUGCCCGAUAUUUCGAUGGAGCAAAUUAAACACAUUCAAGCGCAAAAGCAACAUCCUGCAUCGUUGGAAUCUACUAUCUGUACGUCGUUGCUUGAAGCGUGGAAUAAGAUGAAUCCACUACCGGUGGGAAUAUUGGACCAGUUGUACCAAAAUAGUGAGCCACUGAUCAAGCUUACCGCUAGCAUUUACCUGCCGCAACAAAGCCGUCUAGUGGUGGGUAGAGAGGACGGCAGCAUCAUUAUUGUGCCGGCUACCCAGACAGUAAUGUUGCAUCUGCUGCACGGGAAUCACCAGCAGUUUAGUGAUUGGCCACCGCAUCAAAUCCUGAAUGGCCACAGUGGAAGGGUGAAUUGCUUACUCUGUCCUUCGUUGGCACAUUCGCGAUACGAUAAAUCGCAUCUCGUAUCCGGUGGUGUGGAUUUUGCCGUCUGUCUGUGGGAUCUUUACAGUGGAUCACUGAUUCACAGAUUUUGUGUACACGCGGGAGAAAUUACUCAACUGUUGGUACCACCACCAACGUGCAGUCCUCGCAUCCUCAAGUGCAUCUGUUCGGUGGCAUCGGACCAUUCGGUAACGCUGCUUAGUUUGCAGGAGCGCAAAUGUGUAACGCUUGCGAGUCGCCAUCUGUUCCCCGUAAUUUCCAUCAAAUGGCGCCCACUGGAUGAUUUCCUUAUCGUUGGCUGUUCCGACGGUACGGUGUAUGUGUGGCAGAUGGAAACGGGACAUCUAGAUCGGGUGCUGCACGGCAUUCUAGCGGAAGAGGUUCUGAAUGCGUGUGAUGAGAAUAGUGGCGAAACUGGAAGCAGCACUGGGUCAACUUCCGAAAUGGGACUUGCCAACCCUGCCGUUCAUUUCUUCCGUGGUUUGAGACAUCGUAACAUUAACGCGAUACGUCAUGCAACCCAACGCGGCAUUCAUCAGCUUCAGCAACUUCAUGCACACAACAAUCAGCAUGGUGACUUUUUAAUGAAGAACCGUAGCAGCCCCUUGAUUAUACAAGGCCUUCGCACUAACCCAAAGGACGCGGAGAGCCACAUUCUGUUCUUCGACAUCGAGGGAUUAAUAUUUGAACUGCACGCGGAAGAGUACGCCGCUAUGAGUCCCAACACUUUAGAGGCUGAAGGAUUAUUAAUCCCUACGGGUACUGAUAACCAUGCUUCGGAUGCAGGAAAGAAAAUAUCAGAUUUCUUUGGGCGUGUUAAAAAUAAGGCUGGCGACAUGGAGAAAAUACUGAAAGAGAAAGAUAAACAUGGAAUCCUUGCCAAAAUGAAGGAAGGCGCAGAGAAUGUUCACACGAAGGUGCAAGCAAAGCUGGAUAGCGUUGUGAAAAACGUCGGAGAAACCGGUAAGGAUUCCUCGGACAUUACGAAGAAAAUUGCACCCCGCAUGGAAGCUACCCACGUGAUGGAGGUAGCACAGUUGCUGCUGUCGUUAAUCCACUCCUGGGGACUCGAUCCCCAUUUGGACAAAGUUUGUGAAACGCAGCUCGGUCUGUUGCGUCCCAUGAUUCCCGUGUCGUUCGGAGUGCUUUCCAAGGGUGGCUAUAUGUCGUUGCUGUUGCCGACCUGGCAAAACAAUAUCGUUAUCAACUCGACGCCCGACGAGCUAAAGACGGUUGCGCUGACGCCGGAACAGUUCCGGCGGGAGGGGUUGACGAAGUUGUUUACCGCCCGGCUGCACUGGGAACUCAGCACGACGCUUACCUCGAACCAUCUGCUAGCGAUGGUAGCCAUGUCGAACACGCUGAUGUCGAUGAAUAUGGCCACGUUCAUACCGGAGCAGGAGCGUGCCCGGAAGCUGCACCGUCAGUCAACGCGCGCCACCUGGAGCAAUGAGGAGGAGCAGGAGGAAGCGUUCACCCAACAGCAGGCCCAGAUAAAGCAGGGCUGGAGUUUGCUGUCCACGCAUCAUUGUUUCCUGCUGCCGGAGAAGAUCGAUGCGCUGGAUGCGAACAACUUCAAGCGUCCGCAGGUGGAGAUGAUGGCACGAAGGUGGCAGCAUCACUGUUUGGAAAUCCGGGAAGCAGCGCAACAGCUGCUACUCGGCGAGUUGGGUCGAAUGGGGAAAAAGGGCCGCAAACAGCUCGUUGAAAGCUGGGCCCAAUAUCUGCCCAUGUACACGCACACCGAACCGAUCGUGCAGCAGGCACCUAAUACGGGCCAAUCGAACGCAGGUUCUCCCACAUCAAGCCCUACCGGUCAGCCCGGCCUGGAGCACGAAGAAGAAUCGGAAGAGGAGGAAGAAGUGGUGCGGAAACCGUCCAGCCUAGCCGAACUGAAGCGCAAACAAACGACCGCGGUCGUGCUGCUCGGUGUGAUCGGAGCCGAAUUCGGUCAGGAUAUUUCCGCCACCGACGGUAAGCGCAACAAUGAAAACCGUCGCAAAAGUUCCGUCGUCGAGGGUUUCGGUAUUGGCAACAAUAAUCUAGCCCGUUCCACCUCGAUGGCGCUGACGCAUCUGCUGCUCGCGCCGGCAACACAAAAGCUGCCCGCUUACACACCAUUGCGCCGGGCGGCAAUUGAUUUGAUCGGGCGAGGUUUCACCGUCUGGGAGCCGUACAUCGACGUCAGCAAGGUGCUGCUCGGGCUACUCGAGAUGUGUUGCGAUUCGAACCGGUUAAUACCGAGCCUGAACUAUAAGCUGCCGCUGACACCGCAGGCGGACGCCUGCCGGACCGCGCGGCAUGCGCUGCGCCUGAUUGCGACCGCACGGCCGGCCGCCUUCAUCACGACGAUGGCGCGCGAAGUAGCGCGCUACAACACGAUGCAGCAGAAUGCGCAAGCGAUAAGCGUUCCCAUUACGCAGUCGGUGCUUCAUCGGGCGAAGCGGGAGAUACUGCAGUGUGUCGAAAUGCUCAUCGAUAAGAUGCAGACGGAGAUCGCUAAUCUGCUAGUGGAGGUUAUGGAUAUAACGCUACACUGCGUUGACUCUGGAGAUCUUAAAAACAAAGGAUUGGCCGAGGUUAGUCCGCUGAUGUGCAAAUUCAAUCAAGUUUCACACUGUAGCGCCUCGCGCCGUAUUGCCGUCGGCGCGAGCAACGGUCACUUAGCGAUCUACGAGCUGCGGCAAAACAAAUGCCAGAUGAUACCGGCCCACACGAAACCGGUCACCGCGCUCGCGUUCAGCCCGGACGGUAAAUUUCUGGUCAGCUAUUCCUGCACCGAAAAUCGGCUCUCCUUCUGGCAAACGAGUGCUGGUAUGUUUGGGCUCGGACAGUCGCAAACCCGCUGCAUCAAGGGUUACUCAACCGCUCCGAUACCGGACAUUGGACGGCUCAACCCGAUGCGGCUGGCGAAGCUGAUCUGGAUCAACAACCGUACCGUGACGCUGAUGCUGGCCGAUGGUUCCGAGACGCGGUUCAACGUGUAAAGCGGAAAGAGUUCUGGUCGCCCAUCAUUGUAGCUCAUCAUUCGUCCCAUCUCUUAACACAGUUUUGCUUCGGUUGGUUAAAUCGUUACUGCGUGCACUUAAACGUUGGGAUAUUAUUUUACUCAUUUCCAUUUGCCAAUCAGAUUGUGUAUAUUUUGCUUGUGGCAUAUUUGUUGAGUUGUUGGUAAGAUGCUCCCUCGCCUAAUGAUAAGUUGUAUCAGUUGGAAUUGCUAUCAAUCUUGACGAGCAAACAGUAUUACAUCGUCAGUGGGCAAACCGCAAGAUAUCUAAGGUCAUCGGCUCCAGAAGAAGCAGAUGGCUACAAUAAUAUGCUUCGUCAUCCUUCACUGGAAAAGACGUAGUUGCAGUGAAGUAAGGUCAACCAUGAGAAAUAGCAACAUGUCGUGCGUCGUGAAAGGUGUCCCGGUUCGAGACGCCCGAUGAAUUGGAUGAUACCCUCCUUCGGGAGUUGCAUUAACUAAAUGGGUUCAGAAUUUGGCAGCGGGAAACUGUUUCCCUUGUCAUUUCGACUCCCCACCCUUUUCUGUACCAUCUAAUCUCCCCCCCUUAGUGAUGGAGGCCGGUUCUGUUAUCUUUUUCUUUUUUUGCGCAAAGCAUGAUCGGUCAAGCUUGGAAUUGGUGAAUGGCAAACUACGGAUGAGAACUCUCCACUGAUUCCAAUUAUGACGCGAUAAACUUAUAUAAUUAUGCAAAUUAGCACUGGACAGCGACGGCAAUGGGGGUAGCAGGGACGGAUUUUAAUCUUCCGAUUUGGGGGAUAACCGAACCGUAGCGGUCGAAUGUUGCUUCGGGAUGGUUUUCUGUGUGUCGAUCUUGAUCUUCUUCUCUAGCUGACCUAGAUUAUUUGAAAGAAUCGUUCGAAACAGCCGAACCGAUGUUUCCUGUUUGCUGCCCGUGAUGAUCCCUGAAGCGACUGGGAUCCGCAAGAUUCUGUCGUCCGUUGAUCCGGCUGAGAAUCGGGUGCCCCCUACUCUGAGGGUGACCGGUGACCUAAAUCAUGCCAUGCCAUCGAGGGACGGAUGCUUGCUUUUUGUUUUCCUUCUGGUCUUGUCUUGUCUGUGGCCAAUCUUUUGCGCUUCCUCCCUAUUUUGCGCAUUCAGAUUGGAAAGAAGGGAAGAAAAAAGCAGCGACGCAAAGUAUUAAUGGCAGUGACCUCUGGCGGGCGGAUAUGUUUAUUAUACUUAAGAAAAGACUGGCUGACGGCGCUAUCUUACUGUUUCGUUUGCUUCAUGUUGUUUAGUAGUAGCAAUGGUAGUGAUAGUGGUACUAGUUACUGUUUUCCGUUAAUCUUACGCAAGAUGUAGUUAAUAUCGCAAAUUUAUUAAAUGCUAAAUAAAAAAAAAACACACCAACAAACUACUAACUUAAUCGAAUGUUAUACCCUCUUCCCCAAGAAGUGUUGCGAUUCUGAUUCCUACACGGU